Messenger RNA from Osmia lignaria (orchard mason bee), 1655 nucleotides. RefSeq lists its product as uncharacterized. Lineage: Eukaryota; Metazoa; Arthropoda; Insecta; Hymenoptera; Megachilidae. The record is from RefSeq and is a predicted model, not a curated record.
GUGUGUAAAGAUCGAUAGCUAUAAAAGCAGUGAGAUGAAAGAUUCGAAGCACAGUGCAUCAUAAGAGUUUUAAGCUCUUCACAAUGGCUGACCAAACGUUCAGCUAUCUUAGGACACUGUUCCUACUUUCCUUUGUUACGGCCCUUUUAGGAGCACCAACUCCAGAAACAACGACGGUAGCAUCUUCCGAAGUGGAAGAAUAUACUUUAGCGACCGAGCUGAAACCUCCUCCAGUACCGCAAGAAGAGGAGCAUCAGUAUCUAUUUUUCGUAAUAAAUUUAUAUGGAGUGAAAAAUGCAAGCGGUGAAACUUCGGACGAAAUGUUCGAAAAUGAAAUCGCCCAGAAGGUUCCAGAAUUAUCAGAACCUUUAGCGACUGUACUGCUGGUCAUCGAAGUUGACGACAACGAUGAAGAGACCAACAUUCCAGUGAAUCUCAACGAAAUCGCGGAUGAUUUGGAACAUAGCGAAGGAUUUAACGUCGAAAGAAUCAACGAUGCAGGUGAAACCAAACUGCUCAGAGUGAAGCUCGAUAAGAGCGAUGUAGAAGGCAUGAUGCCAUCGAAAGCAAAGCUGGAAACGAUGAAGAAAUCUCGUAAUAAGAGAACAGUGUGCUUGAAGUGCUCGGGUUCACCCGGAGGUGGACUUGGAGGAGGACUCGGAGGUGGAUAUGGAGGCGGAUUAGGAGGCGGUGGUGGAUAUGGAGGAGGAGGUGGAUUUGGAGGAGGAGGUGGAUUUGGAGGAGGAGGUGGAGCAGGUGGUGGAUACGGCGGUGGAUCAAAAGGUGGAUGCAAAGGCGGUGUAGGAUGCGGAGGUGGAUAUCCAAGUGGUGGUGGUGGAUAUCCUGGAGGUGGAGGUGGAUAUCCAAGCGGUGGUGGUGGAUAUCCUGGAGGAGGCGGUGGAUAUCCCGGAGGUGGUGGAUAUCCCGGAGGCGGUGGUGGAUAUCCUGGAGGUGGAUGCCAUGGUGGAAAUUGUGGAGGGGGUGGAUAUCCUAGCGGAGGAGGUGGAUAUCCUAGCGGAGGAGGUGGAUAUCCUGGACACUCUGGAGGAGGAGGAGGUUGCAGCACAUGUGGUGGUGGUGGUGGAAAUUCGUACGCUUCAGCUUCGGCACAAGCUCAAUCCGGUAGCUGGGGAAAAUAAACCAGUUGGAAUUGGAGGGUUAGAGAAGUCAUCAAUUACCUACUGCCUGAAAUGUUCUGAACAAAGUGAUACGAACAAGUAAUCUCAUUAAUUUUGCCACAGUGUAACGUUUGUCAUCUUGAUCACCUGAUUUGUAUAACUGUGCACAGAGAAUAAAAGACGAAAUAAGAAAUACAGUAAACGGGUUUCGUUUUUAAUGAAAGCACAGGAAUAAUCGUAUUAGUUGGAUUCAAGCGAGUUCCAGGAAAUAAUCUCAGGUUCCAUUGGUGAUUGAUGUUCGUCGUUAAAAGAGGAAGAAGCGCAACCAGAUAACGAACAUCGUUUUUAACAUGCCAUGUGCAUUGCAAGCCAGUAUAUUAAUUCAUACGUACGAUUCGCGAGUUACCUGUGUUUAUGAUAAUAUGAUAAUCGAUCAUGUGGAUCAUGACAGUUUUCAUUCGUACUUUUGUUCAACUUGAGAAGCUGUUACCACCCCUGUGACUAAUUUGUACAGAAAUGUUAGAACUACUGAAAAGA